Pollicipes pollicipes is the source of this 735-nucleotide messenger RNA. RefSeq lists its product as uncharacterized. NCBI's taxonomy places the organism in Eukaryota, Metazoa, Arthropoda, Thecostraca, Pollicipedomorpha, Pollicipedidae. The record is from RefSeq and is a predicted model, not a curated record. The coding region runs from base 26 to 727 and encodes 233 amino acids. The transcript is spliced from 4 exons.
GCCUGCCCGCGGCCAGCGGCUGCGCAUGCACGAGGCCAGCGAUCCGGACCUGGGCGUGGUGAUCCACGUGCAAAGCCACCUGCUGCCCGUGGCACCCAGCCCGCUCGACCCCGUGCCGCCGCUGCACGUGCAGCUGGGCGCGUGCAAGGCCCUGCUGCGGCACGUGGCGGCCGCGGGAAAAACGAGGGACGCGAUGUUGCUGAGCAACCUCGAGAAAACAGAGCCGUUCCCGUUCCUGCUGUACUACACGGUGCGGAAGGCGGGCCGGGCGGCGCAGGAGGCGCUCUCAGAGAUCCGCCACGGCGUGCGCACCACCUUCUCACCCCUGCAGACCACACACGUGGCCCAGCACACGGUCAAGCUGUACGAGGAGGUGGCCACCAUUGCGCGGCCGCCACUCAACGACCAGCGGCGUCCGACCAGCGACCGGACGGGUUACAUCAUCUCCGUGUUCCGCGUGAUGGAGGGAGACGACCGGCAGAACUUCGAGCGAGACUGGCCCAGCUGGACCGGCGCCCGGACUCUGUACCGGAGCAUUCCGAAACGAGCCGGCCUGCGGCGCAUGGUGCUGCACAAGUCGUGCGACGGUGGCGACAUCUACUACGUGCUGUGCUGCGAGUGCAGCCGUCUGCUGGACGACGUGGUGGCCACGGUGCAGUCGCUGCCAGCGUUGCGCGCCCGCCUCAUCGGCUACACCGGCGUCUACAAGCCCAUGGCCGUGUCCUGAGACGGCAC